GCGCGCGCUGCCCGCCCACCGGGUGUCGCCCCCAGCCUCGCCAUGCCCGCCGACCUCAGCGGCACCUGGAACCUGCUCAGCAGCGACAACUUCGAGGGCUACAUGCUGGCCCUAGGUAUCGACUUUGCCACUCGUAAGAUAGCCAAGUUGCUGAAGCCACAGAAAGUGAUUGAGCAAAAUGGGGAUUUUUUCACCAUCCACACGUACAGCAGCCUAAGGAACUACCUUAUUCAAUUUAAAGUUGGAGAAGAAUUUGAUGAAGAAACCAAAGGCCUGGAUAACAGAAAAUGCAAGAGCUUGGUGACCUGGGACAAUGACAGACUCACCUGUGUCCAGAAAGGGGAAAAGAAGAACAGAGGCUGGACCCAUUGGAUUGAAGGCGACAAGCUCCACCUGGAAAUGUUCUGCGAGGGCCAAGUGUGCAAGCAGACCUUCCAGAGGGCCUGAGCGGAUCCAGCAACAGCACGUGGGGCUGCAGCUGAGCCAACUCACAGUCCAGAACAAACAGGUGUGAGUCUGUCCCGAUUUGGUGAUGGGGCCUGUGGCCAGAGAGAUGUCAUACAGCGGGCACCAGAAACCAUCUUGGUGGUGGGAAAACCUCUCAGCUUCAAUAAACUUGUCCAACGACUCUGACUUCUUCCUUCUAAGUUUUAGC
Messenger RNA from Molossus molossus (Pallas's mastiff bat), 655 nucleotides. RefSeq names its product retinol binding protein 7 (gene RBP7). Gene Ontology annotation, cellular component: cytosol; nucleus. Gene Ontology annotation, molecular function: fatty acid binding. Bases 43 to 447 code for a protein of 134 amino acids. The record is from RefSeq and is a predicted model, not a curated record. The transcript has 4 exons. Lineage: Eukaryota; Metazoa; Chordata; Mammalia; Chiroptera; Molossidae. Gene Ontology annotation, biological process: fatty acid transport.